Molecule: messenger RNA, 366 nt
Organism: Saccharomyces eubayanus
Lineage: Eukaryota; Fungi; Ascomycota; Saccharomycetes; Saccharomycetales; Saccharomycetaceae
Gene: CPP1
Product: cysteine-rich palmitoylated domain-containing protein CPP1
Exons: 1
Coding region: 1-366 (121 amino acids)
Source: RefSeq, a predicted model, not a curated record
AUGUCUGCUAACGAUUAUUAUGGUGGUGCCGCCGGCGAGAAGGCCCAGUACUCCCGUCCCUCCAACCCCCCUCCCUCCUCCACUCACCAGGGCAACACCCAAGAGCGUGGGUACCCACCGCAGCAACAGCAGCAGUACUACCAGCAGCAACCGCAACAGCAACAGCAGCCCGGAUACUACAAUCAACAAGGGUACAACCAGCAGGGGUACAAUCAACAAGGAUACAAUCAGCAAGGAUACAAUCAGCAAGGGCACCAGCAGCCUGUCUACGUCCAGCAACAGCCUCCUAAAAAGGGCAAUGAAGGUUGCAUGACUGCAUGCCUGGCUGCAUUAUGUAUAUGUUGUACCAUGGAUAUGCUGUUCUAA